AUGGAACUUCAGCCUCUGCAAACGAUCCUCUUCCUUCUCCUCCUAAUACUACCCCUGAAUCACGGAUUCCGAUCUUCCAACGACGAUCCAUCUGAACCCAGCUGCUACACUUCACUCUUCAGCUUCGGCGACUCCGCCACCGCCGCAGGAAUCCAAACCCAGGACUUCACUCCCGGAAAAACCGCCCCCCACUGUGCAUUCCCUCCCUACGGCGAGACCUACUUCCACAAACCCACCGGCCGUUGCAGCGACGGCCGGGUCAUCGUCGAUUUCAUCGCCCAGCACCUGGGCCUCCCUCUGCUUCCGCCUUACCACGGAGAACCGAUCAACACCACCACCUCUGUUUCUCACGGAGCCAAUCUCGCCGUGGUUUCCGCCACCGCCCUCGACCCGGAAUUCCUCGAAUCCAGAGGAAUCUCCGGCUGCCAGAAUUGCUCACUGAGCGUUCAAUUAAGUCGAUUCAAAACCCUUCUAAACUCACUCUGUUCCACUCCUUCCGCAUGCAGAGACUACCUCAGCAAUUCCCUGUUUCUCGUCGGAGAAAUCGGCGGCGUGGAUUACCAGCUUGCUGCCCUCGCCGGUUUCCCCUCCUACGAGGCCGAGGAUCUAAUUCCUUUCGUCGUGGACCGGAUCGGGGACGCAAUUGAGGAGCUAAUCGAAUUGGGCGCGGUCAAUUUCUUGGUCCCUGGCGAUUUCCCCAAAGGAUGCUUCCCUUCCUACCUCACUCGGUUCCGGAGCUCCGACCAGAGCGAUUACGACCCGACCACCGGCUGCAUCGUGUACUACAACUGGUUCUCCGACCAACACAAUCGAAUGCUCCAGGAGGAAAUCGAGCGGGUGCAGAAGCUCCACCCGGGUGCGAGGAUCCACUACGCCGAUUACUUCGGGUCGGCCACUCGGAUCCACGAGGACCCGGAGAAGUUCGGGUUCGGGAAAGCGACGAUCAACAGGGCCUGCUGCGGUGCCGGUGGGCCGUACAAUUACGAACGGUCGGCGGUUUGCGGACGGCCGGGCGCGGUUGCGUGUGAGAAUCCGGCGUCUUAUAUCAAGUGGGACGAUCAUCACUACACGGAGGCGGCGUAUCGGGUCAUCGCCGGCGAUGUUGCGAAACGGUACCGUUACGAUUGGUUUGGUUGCCGCGCGAAGGGACUGGACUCGGAAUAA
Linum tenue is the source of this 1164-nucleotide messenger RNA. The record is from the annotation of a GenBank genome assembly. NCBI's taxonomy places the organism in Eukaryota, Viridiplantae, Streptophyta, Magnoliopsida, Malpighiales, Linaceae.